AUGGCAGAGCCCGAGGACUUUGCGGGGCAGGAGCUACACCCAGUUGACAGCGAUGGGAUUAAAGAACCAACGAAAAAGAGGAGGCGAUCAGACCGAGACCAGCGGUUCCGGGCAUUUCCUUCUGCCGAGCAAAGCGCCCUGAAGGAGUAUGAAAAGCUGGAGUCCCGGACCAGGAGGGUUUUGAGCAGCACUUACCAGAAACUCCUCCAGUCCGUCUUCCUGGACGACAGCAUCCCGAACGGUGUCAAGUACCUCAUAAACAGGCUCCUCGCCUUGACUGAAAAGCCGUCGCUGGACCCAAUCUACAUCGGCCUGUUUGGGAGCAGCGGGGCUGGGAAGAGCUCCCUGAUCAACGCCAUCAUCCAGCAAGAAAUGUUCCUGCCGGUGUCCGGAGAGAGCGUCUGCACCUCGUGCAUCGUGCAAGUGAGCUCGGGCUGCUGUGAGCAGUACGAGGCCAAAAUCCACCUUCUCUCCGAGCAGGAGUGGAAGGAGGAGCUGAGGAACCUGACUCAAUUCCUGCACGGGCCGGAGGAGCUGGGCGGAGAGGAGGCGGCGUGGGGCAGGGACGAGGCGGCGGAGGACGCGCUCUGGAAGCUGCGGGUGCUGUAUGGGCCCGGGGCAGAGAGGAGGAGCUACGAGGAGCUGCUGCGGGCGAAGCCCAAAGGGAGGAUCCCCGCCAGCAGGGUCAUCACCCUCAAGGCCGAUGAGGCAGGAGAGCUGUCACUCAAGCUGGACCCCUACAUCCAGACUCAGAGGAGAGGCUGGGAGGGGAGAGCCACCGAGACACAGAUCUGGCCCUUGAUCAAAUACGUGGAAGUGACGCUUCCCAAGUCAGAGCUGAUCCCAGAAGGGGUUGUGCUGGUGGACAUCCCGGGCACAGGCGACUUCAACAGCAAGAGGGAUGAGAUGUGGAAAAAGACCAUUGACAAAUGCUCAGUGAUCUGGGUGGUCAGCGACAUAGAGAGAGUUUCCGGGGGAAGAGCCCACGAAGGCCUUCUUCAUGAGAGCAUCAAGGCCUGCCAACGGGGUUUCUGCAGCGACGUGGCCCUGGUGGUCACCAAGACCGACAAACUGCACCUGCCAGAAUAUCUAAGGGAAAGAAAAGUGGGACAUCAAGCCGUUCAAAGAAAGCGAGAGGCUGUAUUAGAAAGAAAUGAAAUGAUAAAACUACAGAAGAGUAAAAUUCUCAAGGAAAAACUAAAGACAAAACUGCCCACCGAUGCCAAAGUCCUGGACGCCUCCCCGCUGGUGUACACGGUCAGCGCCCAGGAGUACUGGCAGCAGGCUCUCCUCAGCGAGGAGGAAACAGAAAUCCCCAAGUUAAGAGAAUCCAUCAGGAAAAGGCUCUUGGACAAGAAGAGGAGGAGGGUGACCACAUAUGUGACUGAAGCCUUUGGCUUGUUGCUCCUCACAGACAGCCUCAGCUCCACGGACACCCCGCCGAAUGAACACUUGCACCUGAGUAGCCUGCGGAGAUUCGUGGAAGAGGAAAUCCAGCAGCUGGAGAAGGCCGUGGACCAGUGCUUCUCCCGCCUCCAGCAGCCCCUGCAGGAGGGGGUCAGGCUGGCCAGGGCCUCCUACCGACGGAUCCUCGGGGCCUGCCUGGUGCGGAGCAGAGGCAACCAGGGCUUCCACCAGACCCUGAAAGCCGUUUGCCUGAAGAAUGGCGUCUACGCCUCCCGGACUCUGGCGAGGAUCGAUCUGAACGAAGCCAUCACUCAGCCCAUCUAUGACCAAAUUGACCCUCUUUUUGGAGGCAUUUUCAGUGCUGGGAAGACCACUGGCUUGGCCCUGAUGCCUCACAUAGAUGCUUUCAAGCACUCUCUGCAGGAGAAGAUGACGGAAAUUGGGAUAAGAAAUGGCUGGAAAUAUGAUCACUGCAAAAGAAGUUUCCUGAUCCAGGAGAUAAGCGCCAUCCUGGGCGGCCUGGAGGGACACAUCCUCAGGAGGAAGAGGAGGGUCUACGAGUCUCUCGCCACCUCCGUCCAGAACGACCUGAAGCCCUGUUACGAAGAGGCAGCUCAGAUCACUGGCAAAAAAGCCUGUGAGCGGAUGAAGGCCGUCCUCAGACGUGGGGUGGACCGGCAGGUGGCCGAGGGCAUGUUCGAGAGGGCCCAGGAGAGGAUGCAGCACCAGUUCCUGCAGCUCAAGAAUGGGAUCACGGAGCGGGUGAAGGGCAGCGUCGCUACCAUGCUGACCCUCGCUGCGUCCCAGGGGGAUGGUCUCUACAAGGAGCUGGCAGACGUCAAAAGCGAAUACAAGGAGAUGGACAAGCUCCACCGGAGCCUGAGGGAGGUCGCAGAGAACGCCGCACUGCGGAGAGGCAUGCAAGACUUCCUUAUGAGAAUGUCCCCCAGCAAGCCUUCCCCCCACAAACAGCAACUUAAUUCUUGGAGCUUAACCUCGAGCGGAUGAAAAACAAGC
Messenger RNA from Talpa occidentalis (Iberian mole), 2424 nucleotides. It is a transcript of the gene NUGGC, whose product is annotated as nuclear GTPase, germinal center associated. Lineage: Eukaryota; Metazoa; Chordata; Mammalia; Eulipotyphla; Talpidae. The transcript is spliced from 18 exons. Gene Ontology annotation, molecular function: GTPase activity. The record is from RefSeq and is a predicted model, not a curated record. The coding region runs from base 1 to 2415 and encodes 804 amino acids.